This is a messenger RNA of Aspergillus niger, 516 nucleotides long. RefSeq lists its product as hypothetical. Lineage: Eukaryota; Fungi; Ascomycota; Eurotiomycetes; Eurotiales; Aspergillaceae. The coding region runs from base 1 to 516 and encodes 171 amino acids. The transcript has 3 exons. The record is from RefSeq and is a predicted model, not a curated record.
AUGGCCGCAAUAGGCAUUAACGACAGCCCAUCGGUACUCAAUCAUGCCAACCACCGCGAUUCCAGUCAAUAUGGACAUCAUCCCAUCUUACCAUCAAAUCUUCGCCUUGGACAAGAUCCACGAAAACAGGGCAAAAACGUGUUGGCAAGCAGUGCUGCCAAAGACAUUGACCUGAACAGAGCCAAUUUAUACGAUACUAUCCCUAAUACAUCCGAGGCACUAGCCUGCGCAAUGGCAAAUCUCUCCGGAAUGGUUGCGUAUUGUGCCCUUGAGCAUGCAUGUGUACGAGAGCUAAUCCCCGUCAUGCAAGAUCCGGCUUAUGACCAGCAAGCAUAUUACUCCGAGCAAUGGAUGCAUCGUACACCACCGAAAGCAACCGAAGAUGAUUUAUACGACCAAGGAAAUCCUGGGCUGUUGGGAUCAGCCCGUCCGUUCCAAUGCCAAAGAAGGAACAAUGGCCGGAUGAGAAGGAAAUCUCCCUCUGUAUCCGAAGGAGAUAUCGCCCAUGAGCGAUAG